CAGGUAGAGGUGGCACAUUCCAGGAAAUCGCAGCUGAGACGGAGCGUUUUCAAGCAUGAACCGGGCAUUUAACAGAAAAAAAGAUAAAUCAUGGAUGCACACUCCAGAAGCACUGGCCAAGCAUUUUAUACCAUACAAUGCCAAGGGGCUCCUUUUGCUUUAAUUACUGCCUCAAUUCAACGUGGCAUGGAGGUGAUCAGUUUGUGGCACUGCUGAGGUGGUAUGAUAUUUUUGGUCUCUUGUUUCUAAUUUUCCUCUUGACAAUACCUCAUAGAUUCUCUGUGGGGUUCAGGUCUGGUUAGUUUGCUGGCCAGUCAAGCACACCAACACCAUGGUCAUUUAAACACCAUGGUGCUUUUGGCAGUGUGGGUAGGUUUCAAAUUCUGCUGGAAAAUGAAAUCAGAAUCUUCAAAAAGCUAGUCAGCAAAAAGAAACAUGAAGUGCUCCAAAAUUUCUUGGUAAACGGGUGCAGUGACUUUGGUUUUCAAAAAACACAAUAGACCAAAAACAGCAGGUGACAUUGCACCCCAAAUCAUCACAGACUGUGGAAACUUACCACUGGACUUCAAGCAACUUGGGCUAUGAGCUUCUCCACCCUUCCUCCAGACUCUAGGACUUUGGUUUCCAAAUGAAAUACAAAACUUGCUCUCAUCUGAAAAAAGGACUUUGGACCAAUGGCAACAGUCCAGUUCUUCUUCUCCUUAGCCCAGUUUCUGGGGCAUACAGAAGUUGAUCAACCCAAAGGUACAGAGGUGGUGAAAGAUGCCGUCAGAAAGCUCAAGUUUCAGAGACAUAUUAAGAAGUCAGAGGGACAGAAGAUCCCAAAAGUGGAAUUACAGAUCUCCAUCUACGGAGUAAAAAUAUUAGAUCCUAAAUCAAAAGAAGUACAGCACAACUGUCAGUUGCACCGGAUAUCCUUCUGUGCAGAUGAUAAGACAGACAAAAGGAUAUUCACAUUCAUUUGUAAAGAUUCAGAGUCCAACAAACAUCUCUGCUAUGUGUUUGACAGUGAAAAAUGUGCAGAAGAGAUAACUUUGACCAUCGGCCAAGCGUUUGACUUGGCAUACAAGAAGUUUCUGGAGUCCGGGGGAAAAGACGUAGAGACUAGGAAACAGAUAGGUGGCCUACAGAAAAGAAUUCAAGAUCUUGAAGCUGAAAAUUCCGAGUUGAAGAAGCAGUUGCAAGUCUUAGAGGAACAGCUGAUGAUUGCUCAAGUUCCUCCUCUUCUUCACAUUAACUCUUCUAAUGAGGCCUAUAUGCUUCAGAGACCCUCAUCUCUCUUCUGGUGUCACAACGUGACUUCAUUCUCUUGCCUCGAAAUUUCUUCUGUUACACUAACGCCAAUGAGCUCACCCGACUCUAACCUUUCUGCUGGUCUUCUGACUCCUCCACCUGCUAAACCAGCUUUGUCGAAGCCUCCGAGUGGAGCCAGUGUUCCUCACCCUCCUGGAAGCAGCAUGUUCUCGAAGACGCCCACUGACAUAUUUGACAUGGUUCCAUUUUCUCCAAUGACCCCAUUGGUUCCAUUACCAGCAAGUAAUGGCUCGGCCCCUCAGCCCCCGGCAAAGCCUACAGAGAUUAGCAAAGACCUGUUUGGUGCAGAGCCAUUUGACCCUUUCACCUGUGGAGCAGCUGACUUUCCUCCUGACAUCCAGUCCAAGCUGGAUGAAAUGCAGGAGGGGUUCAAAAUGGGACUAACAGUAGAGGGCACUGUCUUUUCCCUCGAUCCACUAGAAGGUCGCUGCUGAUGCCAAGAAGAAAGUUUUGUCACUUUCAUGUUAAACCAUUUGUACUAAAGUGCCAAACUCGGGUUUACAGUCAAGAUGUCAAUGUCUUAUAUUUUGUUUUUAUGUAUUUGCAUUAUGCAUUUGGUUUACGAAAAGUCUAUUGAGAAAUCUGAAGCAGUAGAUCACUAUUUUUGUAAGAACUAAAAAAAGGAAAAAACUAGUAAUGUAGUUUUAACACCCUUUGCUUGUACAGGCAAUGAAGGAAGGUAUGUUCAAUUGCACAGUCUGUCUCAACGUUUCAUAUUUUUUUAUGUGUUACACAUACAAGCUACUGUUUUUAAUCUGUAUGGUAUAUUAUAAAUCAUAAACACAUACAAUGUUAUCAUUAUGGAAAGAUCCCUUUAUGUUAUAUUUUUACUUUAUUUUUAACACUUAAUGCAGUACUAUACAUAAUAACAUUACUUUUGUAUCAAAUCUCAUGUUAAAUUACUAUAUUGUUUUUGUUAAUAGCAAUGGAUCCUUUAAAAUCAGUAUUUUUUAACUCAACAGCAGUUAAAUUGUAGGACUGGACUAUUUCCACAUUAACAUGUACUUGUAUUGCAGUUUAAUUGUAUAUGAUAUAUUUUAGUAUACUCUUGCACAAGGAAGCACUUUGAAAGAGCUCUGUUCAUGUAUUAUUGUUAAUUCAGCAUUAUUUUAGCCUUUGCUGUUGUAGUCAUUAAAAGAAAACGGUACAUAUUCUCUGUAUAAGUCAUGUUUUGUAAAAUGUCUUUCUUAGACCUUUACGUGCAUUAAAUAAGAGACCUUC
Molecule: messenger RNA, 2535 nt
Organism: Carassius gibelio (silver crucian carp)
Lineage: Eukaryota; Metazoa; Chordata; Actinopteri; Cypriniformes; Cyprinidae
Product: PTB domain-containing engulfment adapter protein 1-like
Exons: 12
Coding region: 675-1748 (357 amino acids)
Source: RefSeq, a predicted model, not a curated record